CAGAGAGCCACGAGAAAGGAGGAGAAACCCCAGCCGCCACCCAGGCAGCAGCCCUCAUCUCUUCUUCCUCUCCCCCCGUCCGUGUCCCCAGCCCAGAGACCACCACCACGGAGGAUCCCCCCCAAUCCAUCCAAUCCCCCAGCCCCACCACCCAAAUCACAUCAGCCGCCGCCAUGGCUUCCGACGGCACCGGCGUCGUCGCCCUCUACGGCGGCGGCAGCGGCAACAACAAGGUCAAGGUCGUCGAUGCCUCCUCCAAGUCCCCCGCCGCCGCCACCUUCUCCGUCAAGGUCGGCCUGGCGCAGAUGCUGCGCGGCGGCGUCAUCAUGGACGUCGUCACGCCGGAGCAGGCGCGCGUCGCCGAGGAGGCCGGGGCCUGCGCCGUCAUGGCGCUGGAGCGGGUCCCCGCCGACAUCCGCGCGCAGGGGGGCGUGGCCCGCAUGUCCGACCCGGGCCUCAUCCGCGACAUCAAGCGCGCCGUCACCAUCCCGGUCAUGGCCAAGGCGCGCAUCGGCCACUUCGUCGAGGCCCAGAUCCUGGAGGCCGUCGGCGUCGACUACGUGGACGAGAGCGAGGUGCUCACCCCCGCCGACGACGCGCACCACAUCAACAAGCACAACUUCCGCGUCCCCUUCGUGUGCGGCUGCCGCGACCUCGGCGAGGCGCUGCGCCGCAUCCGCGAGGGCGCCGCCAUGAUCCGCACCAAGGGCGAGGCCGGCACCGGCAACGUCGUCGAGGCCGUGCGCCACGUCCGCUCCGUCAUGGGGGCCGUCCGCGCCCUGCGCAGCAUGGACGACGACGAGGUCUUCGCCUACGCCAAGCGCAUCGCCGCGCCCUACGACCUCGUCAUGCAGACCAAGCAGCUGGGCCGCCUCCCCGUCGUCCAGUUCGCCGCCGGGGGAGUCGCCACCCCCGCCGACGCCGCGCUCAUGAUGCAGCUCGGCUGCGACGGCGUCUUCGUCGGCUCCGGGAUCUUCAAGAGCGGCGACCCCGCGCGCCGCGCCCGCGCCAUCGUGCAGGCCGUCACGCACUACAGCGACCCGGAGAUCCUCGCCGACGUCAGCGCAGGGCUCGGGGAGGCAAUGGUCGGCAUCCACCUCUCCGACCCAAAACUCGGGGUGGAGCGCUACGCCGCGCGCUCCGAGUAGUACUAUCUUGUCAUGCUUGUUUUCAAUAGCAAUAGCAAUAGCAAUGCUAUGCAUUCUCUUCCUUCCUCCUGAAAAAAAGCAAGGACAUUGCUAUCAUCCUUUCCUUUUGCAUCAUCGACUUAUCCAUCAAUAUUCAAUCACCAUGUUCUUCUUACUAGUACUUGGAUGAAUGAAAUCACCUGUCCCUUGUUAGUAUAUACUCCUGGGUACUUUAUUUGCCCAGUGAUAAAUUGAGCAUGGCUGCGGCACAUAAUCCUGCCUUGAUCUGGAACGCAAGUAUGCCUCAGUGGAGUUGUUUA
Molecule: messenger RNA, 1447 nt
Organism: Panicum virgatum (switchgrass)
Lineage: Eukaryota; Viridiplantae; Streptophyta; Magnoliopsida; Poales; Poaceae
Product: probable pyridoxal 5'-phosphate synthase subunit PDX1.2
Exons: 1
Coding region: 174-1148 (324 amino acids)
Biological process (GO): pyridoxine biosynthetic process; pyridoxal 5'-phosphate biosynthetic process; amino acid metabolic process
Molecular function (GO): amine-lyase activity
Source: RefSeq, a predicted model, not a curated record